AGUCAUGCAAUCGUUGUGCAAUGCAACAGAUGAAGAAAAUUUUCAUUUUCUUUCAACUUCAAGCUGUGGAAAAACUUUAAAGUUUUAUUUUGUGGGCAUAAAAUUUUGAAAGUUUUUGAAAUUAAUAAUUCAUACUACUAAUUGUUAGAAAAAGCUGAAGAUCAAGGUAGAUUUCAAAUAUGGCCCCACCAAAGUGUGCCCCAUGCGUCCCCCUGAGCGAUAAACCGGCCGACUCCUCCCUUCGCGAUGCUGCCCUUGCGUCCACCAUGUUGUCGCCGUAUGGCGUAGCGCUGAAGAAAAAGGACGAGGAAGACGGACUUUUCAUCCAUACGGACUGCUACCUGUUUGCGGGUGACCCUGACCAGAAAUGGCAAACGUUGAUAGGAAAAUAUUGGAUGCCGUCGAGCUUUGUCACUUUGGGAAUAGGAAACAUGGUGCUUACCAGAUGGUUAUCCAAUGUUCCCAUUCGGGCGAAAGGGUCGAUUUGGAAGAUGCCCUUGGUCGCAGUUGUUGGCUGGGUUGGUGGCCUGAAAUGUAGGGAUUACCUCAGAGACUAUACGGCCGAGAGGGAUGCUCAUAUGCUGCAUUAUUGCAGACUCCAUCCGAAAGAUUUCCCACGGGAGAAACGUGUCCAGUACAAGGAUUAUUUGACCUACUGGUUCCCAAUUCGUUGAAAGUCGACUACUUUCUCCGCUUAUUUUUAUAUUGAUUAUUUACGAACUACAAAUCUAAAUAUAUAUCAACAUGCAUUUAAAUUUGUAAUUAAUUCUACGGGCAAAAAUAAAUUUCAAAACUUACACGUUUCAGUUUAAUAGUU
Messenger RNA from Folsomia candida, 817 nucleotides. RefSeq lists its product as uncharacterized. Lineage: Eukaryota; Metazoa; Arthropoda; Collembola; Entomobryomorpha; Isotomidae. The record is from RefSeq and is a predicted model, not a curated record. Gene Ontology annotation, biological process: mitochondrial electron transport, NADH to ubiquinone. Gene Ontology annotation, cellular component: mitochondrial inner membrane. The transcript has 5 exons. The coding region runs from base 180 to 674 and encodes 164 amino acids.